CCUUGUCUGCCGCUACGCACGCACGGCACCACGCGUAUCCUAUAGUCAUUAAAGUUUAAACCGCCGACGGUCCAGCGAGCCUCGUCACUUGACGCCGGAAAAUGUGCCGAUUAGUUAAAGUGUGCAUGAAUUAGUUCUGUGUGUCCAACAUGAGUAUGAGCGAUGAACAUUCGGUACACUCUUCGGGAUUUUCGGAUAACUCCAACGCCGACCCCGGGGAUAGCCACGAAAUGCAACCCGCCGAUAUAAUAUACGUAGAUAGUGGAAUCAUGCAGCCAAAGUAUAAUGAACCUUUAGAAUUCGCGGAGGUUGAGGAACUCUUGGGGACAUCUCCCGCGCCGAGGCCUUGCACGCUGGUCUGGAGGGAUCUAACUGUACAUAUCAAAUUAAAAGAGGGAAAACUGAAGAGAUUAGUCAAUAGUGUAAAUGGAAUUGCAAAACCUGGAUCAUUGGUGGCACUAAUGGGACCAAGUGGCGCCGGUAAAACUACAUUAAUGACAGCCUUAGCACAUAGGAGUCCAAUUGGCACGGUGGUGGAUGGAGCCAUAGCAAUGAACGGUCGGCCGGUAGGAGACUUUAUGCAUCAGGAAAGCGGUUACAUGCACCAAGAUGAGCUCUUCGUUGAGAACCUUACUGUUAUGGAACAUCUUACUAUUAUGGCGCGCUUACGCAUGGAUAGGCGAACAUCAUCAUUGGCCAGGAAGAGAAGAGUGAAUCAAUUGCUUCGCCAGCUCUCACUGUAUGGAACACGACAUACUCGUAUAGGAGGGCUGGAUGGGAGAAAAACCCUCUCUGGUGGUGAGAGAAAGAGACUCGCUUUUGCUACAGAGCUUCUAACCGAUCCUGGACUUCUUUUCUGCGACGAGCCGACGACUGGCCUGGAUUCUUCAUCAGCCCAGAAGUUAAUGACCUUAUUGCGUGCGAGUGCAAUGCAAGGCAAGACGGUUAUAUGCACGAUACACCAGCCGUCUUCUGAGUUAAUGGCUCUGUUCGAUAAAUUGGUGUUAUUGGCUGAAGGAAGGGUGGCAUACGCUGGCAAUGCGUCCGGCGCGUUAGGGUUUUUUGAAAGCCUCGGCUACCAGUGCCCCAUCACAUACAAUCCCACGGACUACUUCAUCAAAGUGCUGGCUCUCACCCCCGGGUCGGAGGGAGCGUCACGACAUGCUAUCAAGAGCGUCUGCGAUAGAUUCGCUGUCAGCGACGCUGCUAAGGAAUUGGAUAUGGAGAUUCAUCUGGAAUUCCAUCUGAUUGAUAAUCAGGAUCAGGAAUCAAAGCGGACCAAAGUGAGCAGUUUUAAAGCACCGUUUUUCCACACAAAGAUUGUAUGGCUGGUUUAUCGAUAUUUGUUGAUGGUUUUGAGGGAUCCGAAUGUGCAGUUGUUACGAAUAGUGCAGAAAUUGGCUAUAGCUCUAACAGCGGGCCUGUGUUUCAUCGGCACCGCACGCCUCACGCAGGCCGGCAUUCAGGACGUGCAGGGAGCUCUUUUCAUCAUCAUAGCAGAGAACACCUUCAGCCCCAUGUACUCCAUGCUGCAUAUAUUCCCAGAGGAAUUCCCUUUGUUGUAUAGGGAGUUGCGAGCGGGACUGUAUAAUACACCCGUGUAUUAUGUAGCAAGGAUGAUUGCGUUGUUCCCAGGCUUAGUAGUAGAACCAACUCUGUUCACGCUCGUGGUGUACUGGAUCGCUGGUCUCCGCAGCACCUUCUACGCGUUCGGCUUCACCGUGUUCCUGUCCAUCUUGGUUCUCAAUGUCGCUAUUGCUUGUGGUUCCUUAUUCUCAUGUGCAUUCGGUUCGAUGCCCGUCGCGAUCGCAUACCUUGUGCCUUUUGACUACUCUCUAAUGAUGACGUCGGGACUCUUCAUCAAAUUAAGCUCAAUACCAAAGUACAUAUCGUGGAUUCGCCACCUCUCCUGGUUGAUGUAUUCCAAUGAAGCUAUGACCAUCCUCCAGUGGGACGGAGUUCAGAAUAUAACUUGCGCGCCAGAAGACAACGGGGCUCCAUGUUUGAGCACAGGCGACGAAGUUCUGAGCAUGUACGACUUUACUAGCAACGAAUUUUGGCCAGACAUUGUCGCCCUUGUUAUAUUAUACGUAGCCUUUCACCUACUAGCCCUUGUAGCUCUAAGAUACCGCACUAGGAGAAAAUAAAUACCACACUCUAGAUAAUAAUAUUCAUUGAAAUUAAUAGCGAAUGGUUUCUAUACUCAUUUGAUUACAUUCAAAUCUGAUUAAAUAGAAACUGAUUAUGCAUGCAACUCGAAUUUAAAAUGUAUUAUUUUUUGUUUAGUUUAUUGAUAGUUUUGAGAUGAUUGUAAAU
Molecule: messenger RNA, 2316 nt
Organism: Colias croceus (clouded yellow)
Lineage: Eukaryota; Metazoa; Arthropoda; Insecta; Lepidoptera; Pieridae
Gene: -w-2
Product: protein scarlet
Exons: 14
Coding region: 150-2147 (665 amino acids)
Cellular component (GO): plasma membrane
Molecular function (GO): ABC-type transporter activity; ATP hydrolysis activity; ATP binding
Source: RefSeq, a predicted model, not a curated record